Molecule: messenger RNA, 737 nt
Organism: Homo sapiens (human)
Lineage: Eukaryota; Metazoa; Chordata; Mammalia; Primates; Hominidae
Gene: NDUFS8
Product: NADH:ubiquinone oxidoreductase core subunit S8
Exons: 7
Coding region: 54-686 (210 amino acids)
Biological process (GO): proton transmembrane transport
Cellular component (GO): respiratory chain complex I; mitochondrial inner membrane; membrane
Molecular function (GO): NADH dehydrogenase (ubiquinone) activity; 4 iron, 4 sulfur cluster binding; oxidoreductase activity, acting on NAD(P)H
Source: RefSeq, marked reviewed
GCCUCCCGAUUGACUGGCCUGCUUGGCAAGGCAAGUAGCGGCGGCGCUUCAAGAUGCGCUGCCUGACCACGCCUAUGCUGCUGCGGGCCCUGGCCCAGGCUGCACGUGCAGGACCUCCUGGUGGCCGGAGCCUCCACAGCAGUGCAGUGGCAGCCACCUACAAGUAUGUGAACAUGCAGGAUCCCGAGAUGGACAUGAAGUCAGUGACUGACCGGGCAGCCCGCACCCUGCUGUGGACUGAGCUCUUCCGAGGCCUGGGCAUGACCCUGAGCUACCUGUUCCGGGAACCGGCCACCAUCAACUACCCGUUCGAGAAGGGCCCGCUGAGCCCUCGCUUCCGUGGGGAGCAUGCGCUGCGCCGGUACCCAUCCGGGGAGGAGCGUUGCAUUGCCUGCAAGCUCUGCGAGGCCAUCUGCCCCGCCCAGGCCAUCACCAUCGAGGCUGAGCCAAGAGCUGAUGGCAGCCGCCGGACCACCCGCUAUGACAUCGACAUGACCAAGUGCAUCUACUGCGGCUUCUGCCAGGAGGCCUGUCCCGUGGAUGCCAUCGUCGAGGGCCCCAACUUUGAGUUCUCCACGGAGACCCAUGAGGAGCUGCUGUACAACAAGGAGAAGUUGCUCAACAACGGGGACAAGUGGGAGGCCGAGAUCGCCGCCAACAUCCAGGCUGACUACUUGUAUCGGUGACGCCCCACCGGCCCGCAGCCCCUGCUGCCCAAUAAAACCACUCCGACCCCA